CGAGCGUUGUCAACAGGAUGUAACGCGGCAAACAAAAACAAACACCCACGAAGAAGAAGAACACUGACAACCAACUAGUCCCAUAAAACACCCAAGAAGAAGUUAUCACAAUCUCCAGAAACCUUGCGAUGAGAUGACACACUGCCCGGAGACAUUUAUAAUCGUGGGAUAAACAAACAGUGAAUAAACAAAGGCCCGUAGAGUCUAUGGAAAGUGACAGAGGGCAGGACUGGUGCUAGCGAGUGGAUGUGAGUGUGGUGUAGGCGGUUUAUGUGGAUGGAACUGACCGCCACGCCAGACCGGUGAGAUUCAAGUACAAAAUGAAGCUCCAUUUCCUAGGCACAGGAUCAAGCUCUCCUACAAUAAGAAGAGGAGUAUCAGCAACUGCUGUUCAACUUGAUGAUGGAAGUGUUUGGCUUUUCGACUGUGGUGAGGGGACACAGAUACAGUUACAAAGAUCUUCUAUAACUACUAAUCGAAUCACUAACAUCUUCAUCACCCAUCUUCAUGGAGACCAUUUGUUUGGUUUACCUGGGCUUCUGUGCACCAAGUCAUCACAAACACCCCCUGCAGAAAACAUGAAGAAAGGAAACACCUCGUCAGUUGUCAACAUUUAUGGUCCUGAGGGAAUCGACAGGUUCAUUACAACAUCUUUGGCAAUAUCACAGAGCCUUUUAGAUUUUCAAUUCAAGAUACAUGAACUUUUACCGGAACCAGAGCAAGUGACUGAGGAGUGCCAAGUGUUUGAGGAGGGCUCCAGAGAAAGGAAUUCCCCCCUCCUCCCCAACCAGCUACCAGGGAUCCAUAUCAGGGCUACCAAAGACUCACAAGGAAAUGCAUCAUGGCUUUUGAGAGAUGACGAAUUCUGGCGUGUGGAAGCAGGAUGGGUCCAUCACAGAGUCCCAACCUAUGGGUUUGUUAUUAGAGAAAGAAAUAAACCUGGCUCGCUCAACACAACCAAGUUACUUUCUCUUGGAAUUCCUCCAGGACCAGUAUAUGGCCAGCUGAAGGCUGGGCGUAGUGUGACAAUGAGCGACGGAAGGGUAGUGCAGCCGCAGGAGGUGACAGGUCUUGCUAUUCCUGGGAGAACCGUAGUCAUUAUUGGAGACACAAAAGAUGCCAGCCCUCUGUCCCACCUCCUUAGUGGAUGUGAUGUAAUAGUUCAUGAGGCAACGUUAGAUGACACACUGAAGAGCAAAGCAGAGGAGUUUGGCCAUUCCACACCAUCACAAGCUGUCAAUUUUGCCAUCAGUGUUGGAGCAAAAACUCUUCUACUGAACCAUUUUUCGCAGAGAUAUUUUCCUGCCCAACAGGAAAACUCCAAGAGACCCAGCGUGGCCAUUCUGCAGGAGCAGGCAGAGGCAGCAGCUGACUCUACCAUUCAUGUGCAAUGUGCUGAGGAUUUAUUUGUUUUUGAAGUACCAAAUAACCAUCAAGACGAGUGAUGUUGAUCUGUUACAUACUGGGAGAAUGUAAUCAUUUAAUUUUACUCUCUAAAACAUAACUUAGACCAUAAAGAAUAUAAUUUCUGUAUUGAGCAAUUCUGUAAUCUAAUUCAGCAUCUCCUUUGCAAACAGGGGACAAGACGCCUAAAAAAUAUUUUUCGACCCAGAGGUCAAUAUUGAGUUAUUAACAUCAUAAUCACCCUUGAAAUGUCUGGCAUCUUCUGUGAAAGCUGCAAGUUGAUGCCAUUAUUCCUUAUAUUUUUAAAUCGCCUAUGUUUACCAUUAUUUAAAUGCCCCGUGCGCUCCAAGCCACGUGUUAUUGCUAUUGCUUAUUGUUUUGAUGAUAUUGAAGCUUUUUUCUGCUUUUUGGGGGGCAUUUUUUAGUGCUUUAUCCCUUUUGGCUAUCAUAGGGCAACAUCGAGAGAGCGAGAGAGUAGUAGGAGGAGUGAGUCACAUUUGUGACUGUAGUGUCCCCUCUGACUCCUUGAGAGGAGGAUGUCACGUGCUCAGCUCCCAAGCGUCUUUCUCGUUUUGCGAAGCUGUUCCUGAAUUUAAGAGGAUUUGAAGCCAUGGGUUGCCCAUCUAAGCUCAGGAAAACGCACCUAGAAAAAGUUAUGAAAAUGACUGAGAGGAGGAGCAGGAGAAGGGAAGAGAGCGUAGCUUCGGGUGAGCAAGCCCUAUCUCCUGCCCCCCAGCCAGCCACCACCUCAUGACCUGAGUCAUCACCACUGCCUAACCCAGUACCCUCAACCUCCCAGCAUUCACCUCCACCAUCAUAAGUGACUACCGUAGCACCAGAAGUAACACGGACAUCUUUGUGAUGCCAGCUGUUCAAUAAGGAGUUUUUUCCUCCUCAUGAAGAUGAAGAAAGACUUAUACUUAGUCGCAAACAACUGGAAAGCCUUAUUUCAACAGCAUGCACAAAAUGCUGGGAGAGAAAGACGCUUCAGCUGACUCGUAACUGUUUUGACUCAACCGUCACUAUCACGUGUCCUCACCUGCGAGUGAGUAAUAUCCUGUAUACAGGAAGGGACCAGGUACCUUAAAGCCUAAACACUAAAAUAAACAUUGAAUUACC
Eriocheir sinensis (Chinese mitten crab) is the source of this 2523-nucleotide messenger RNA. Its product is annotated as zinc phosphodiesterase ELAC protein 1-like. The coding region runs from base 321 to 1445 and encodes 374 amino acids. Gene Ontology annotation, molecular function: 3'-tRNA processing endoribonuclease activity. NCBI's taxonomy places the organism in Eukaryota, Metazoa, Arthropoda, Malacostraca, Decapoda, Varunidae. The transcript has 6 exons. Gene Ontology annotation, cellular component: nucleus. The record is from RefSeq and is a predicted model, not a curated record.